Molecule: messenger RNA, 1654 nt
Organism: Colias croceus (clouded yellow)
Lineage: Eukaryota; Metazoa; Arthropoda; Insecta; Lepidoptera; Pieridae
Product: zinc finger protein 595-like
Exons: 11
Coding region: 143-1642 (499 amino acids)
Cellular component (GO): nucleus
Molecular function (GO): zinc ion binding
Source: RefSeq, a predicted model, not a curated record
UUGUUGUGAGUUGUGACUUUACAUAUUUUAAUAUUUUAAUAUAAUUACAGUUGUUUUAUUAAAUUUCUGAACCUAAUGCCCUUUAAAACCCUGCCAUUUGGCAUUUAUUUAUAUUUAUAUUAUUAAAUAAUUUUGAAGUAGAAUGGCCAAAUGUAGAGCAUGUCUUGUGAAAAGUGAAAAUGUAGUAUUAUUUGACGAAAUCAGUAUAUUAACUUUUAAUAUUUUAACAAAUUUAGCUGUAAGAGAAGAUGAUGGUCUCCCGCAACAUUUUUGCAGUUUAUGCUAUAAUAAUAUAUAUAGUUUUGGUCAAUUUCGGGAAAGAUGUAUUUCUGCGGAUGCUGUACUAAAGAGUAAAAUAUCAUGUGAAAUAGAGGUGAAAUCAGAAAAUACAUAUGUUACCGAUAUCAAAAUUGAGAACGAAAUAUUUAAUGAUGAUAACAAUUUAUAUUGUGAGGAAGAAUAUUUAGAGGGUGAAGACGAAAGUGAAAUUGCUAUUCAAAUUAUAAAAAAUGAACAUGAGACUGAUAAAGAAACAAAAACAAACAGGAGACAAAAAGUAUGUCCAAAAAGCAAGGAAAUUAAUGUAGAAGUGAAAAAUAAUAACUGUGAAAGAGAAACAAGGAAGAAAACAUAUAACUAUGGUAAAAAGGAGAAUAAAAAGGAAAAAAAAUUGCAGUUUGGUUGUGGUUUAUGUUCAAAAAUAUUUGAAAAUAAAGACAAAUAUGAGGAGCAUGUAUUGUAUCAUAAAAAAUAUAACAGAUGUUCUCUAUGCUUCCUAAACUUUAAAGAUUGGUGGCAAACAUUGACCCAUAGGGCAGUGCAUGCAGAAGAUGGAAAAUGUUGUUUUAUUUGUAAGAAAAAGAAGAAAAGUAUUGCGUCCUUAGAAUAUCACUAUAGAAAGGUGCAUUCGGGUGAUGAGAAUGUACAAUUGGAGUGCAGUAUAUGCUUUAAAAAAUUUGGAGAUCCCAGAAAACUAAAUAAACAUCAUUCACGAUCACACUCAAAUAAAAAGUUUAUCUGUGAUUACUGCCAAAAAGUAUUUUCUCACAGGAGAUCUAUAGAAAUUCACUUGAAAACGCAUAACAACGAAAAAUUCGCUCGAUGUAAACAAUGCGAUUAUGCUUCCACCACAUUGUCAAAUCUUCAGAGUCAUAUUUUACGUAAACAUACGGCUGAAAGAGUGUACUGUAAUUUAUGCUCAAAAUGGUUCAAGAAUCAGAAAUCUUUGGACUCCCAUAAAUGCCGAGGGCCACUGCUAAAAGUCUGUCCUGUGUGUGGAAAGAAGCAAAAAUGCUUAACCAGUCAUAUGAGAACUCAUUCUACGGUGGCGAAAUUUAAAUGCAAUAAGUGUCCCGCUGCGUAUAAAAGUAAAACUUCUUUAAGAGAUCAUCUCGAUAAACAUGCGGGAACUCCUAGAAAACAAUGUGAGUUUUGUCUGAAGGCCUUCUAUAGCGGUGCGGUGCUCAUUAAACAUCGUAGGAUACAUACAGGUAUUAAACCAUAUGUGUGCCACGUUUGCAAGAAAGCAUUUACAGGAAACAAUAACUUAAAAGUGCACAUGCGAAUACAUGGAGAAGACUUAAUAAAAAAGAAGAUAAAGGAAGACGUGAAUCAGGAAGAAUUUCAUAAAAACUUUUGUUAAUAAUUGUUAAUU